AGCUUAUUCCGGCGAUUAGACUUAUCCUUACGAGGAAGAUGGAUCCAUCUAUUGAAUACGUGCAACAACUUCAACAAAAUGUUGCAGAAUUACAUCAAAUGGGAAGACAAUGGGGGAUGACAGAGGAGGAAAUGUCAGAUUGUAUUGAAAGAGUUCUGAAAGAAAAUGAAAAUGUCGUUGUAACUCCAUCCCGAAUGUCUACAGCAAGGAGAAUUUGGCGAUGCUUUGGUUACAUACCUGUGGUAAUAUUCUUCCUGUUUGUGGCCGUGCUGUUCCUCGUGUUAGGAACAUCCUUGCUAUUUUACGUCUACCCAUCUGCAGAGCAUUACGUAUCAGGGAAGCUUCAACCAUACGGUUAUGCAAUUUUUAGGACAAUACGACUCGCAACUUUGCCUCUCCAUCGUUAUUUCAAUAUUUCAAAUCUGUAUGAUUCAGAGUGCAUUUUUAAUAAUCCAUGGUUUGAGGAACCAACAUUCGAGUGUAGCUGGUGUGAAAACGUGAAAGACAUUGAGAGACUAAAUGAUACCCAAGACCAGGAAUUGAUUGGUGAUUUCAUGAGACAAGCCAGACCUGUUAUUUUCAAGAAUUUGGCCAAAGAAGUAAGCUUUGAUGACAUAAGACAGUGGUACAUACAAAACCAGGAUGUUCUGGAUAAAUCGGCUUUUUUCCAGUCCAAUAUUGCAGGAAUGAGCAACCUUCGAGAUCUGUUUCGAGAUGAAAUUGACGAGAACACCCUGGUGAAGGAUGGGACAACCAUCCACUGGCUUACGAGAAACAUGGCUGCCAGUCAGGUAAUCAGGAGGUUGUUUCCUCGUCCAGGAUUUAUUCCUCCAGAGAGUGAGGUAGCACUAGAGAAGGUGGUCUUCCUUGAUGGAUACAAGUCUGACCACUAUGAACUGGUGGGUGUGAUCUUACAGAUGGGGUAUUACAUGCAGGUCUCAGGAAAUCGUAAGGUCAUCAUUACUCCCGUCAAACAUUGUAGAGACGUCUGCAGCCCCAUGCACGCCAUGCUGCAGGAGAAAGACGUUAUUAUGUACAAUCCUUCCAUUUGGAAGGUAGUGGUGAUGCCAAACUUCAAGAAAAAGCUCAGCAUUGGUUUUAUGGGGUCUUUUUCCUUCUCCAACUUGAUCCAUGAUCCCAUAGAGGAGACGGAAAUCGAGCCGGAUGGAGAACCUGGGGCAUCUGAAGAAGAGAAAGGAAGGGAAGAAUCUCAAGAUGAAGAAGAGAAAGGAAUGGAGGAAUCGGAAGAAGAAGAGAAAGGAAUGGAGGAAUCGGAAGAAGAGAAAGGAAUGGAGGAAUCAGAAGAUGGAGAAGAGAAAGGAAGGGAGGAUUUGGAAGAUGAAGAGAAAGGAAAGGAGGAAUCGGAAGAUGAAGAGAAAGGAAGGAAGGAAGCUAGAUGAUAGCAUAUCUUGUGAAUUUCUAAACUUACAUUCCAGCUUUUUACUGUCAAUAAAAUGAUUUCAUUAUGAAAUUGUAGAAUGUGAAAUUAUCAGAAUCGCAGAAAAGCUUAUUAAAUAUUUGAAAGAUCCAAA
Molecule: messenger RNA, 1532 nt
Organism: Ostrea edulis (European flat oyster)
Lineage: Eukaryota; Metazoa; Mollusca; Bivalvia; Ostreida; Ostreidae
Exons: 6
Coding region: 39-1400 (453 amino acids)
Source: RefSeq, a predicted model, not a curated record